Messenger RNA from Conger conger (European conger), 1806 nucleotides. RefSeq names its product tubulin, epsilon 1 (gene tube1). The transcript is spliced from 12 exons. Gene Ontology annotation, cellular component: microtubule; cytoplasm. Gene Ontology annotation, molecular function: structural constituent of cytoskeleton; GTP binding. The record is from RefSeq and is a predicted model, not a curated record. NCBI's taxonomy places the organism in Eukaryota, Metazoa, Chordata, Actinopteri, Anguilliformes, Congridae. Gene Ontology annotation, biological process: microtubule cytoskeleton organization; mitotic cell cycle. The coding region runs from base 181 to 1608 and encodes 475 amino acids.
GGCGCGGAAAGUAGAAAAUUAGCGCGAUAGGUAGGUUAACUGUAUAUGGAUUUAGGUUACCCUGGCAAGGAAUUUUACCAAACAUUAGUAUGUUGAUAAUGGCAACAUAAAUUGGUGUGAUAUAAAUGAAAAUACAAAUACGCGUAUAGAUGUUCUCGUGUUGCUGAAUUGUGUUGUGAGAUGACACAGUCUAUAGUUGUUCAAGUUGGCCAGUGUGGCAAUCAGGUGGGCUGCAGAUUUUGGGACCUGGCUCUCAGGGAACACGCUCAUGUGAACAAAAAAGGAAUCUACGAUGAAGCAUUAAGCAGUUUCUUCAGGAAUGUCGACACCAGGAGAAAUGAUGGCGAGGGCAGCGAUAUCGCUGGCGGAAAGAUCCGGUGUCUCAAGGCCAGGGCUGUUCUCAUCGACAUGGAGGAAGGAGUGGUGAAUGAGAUUCUGCAGGGGCCACUCAGAGAUGUGUUUGACAGUACACAGCUCAUCACCGACGUGUCAGGGUCCGGCAACAACUGGGCUGUGGGGCACAAGAUGUAUGGGUCGGCGUACAGGGAGCAGAUUGUGGAGAGGCUGAGGAAGGCAGCGGAGCACUGCGACUGCCUCCAGUGUUUCUUCCUCAUUCACUCCAUGGGUGGAGGGACCGGUUCUGGACUGGGUAGCUGUGUGCUCAACCUCCUGGAGGAGGAGUUUCCCGAUGUCUGCAGGUUUGUCACCGCAGUGUACCCUUCAGUGGAGGAUGAUGUCAUCACCUCCCCCUACAACAGUGUCCUCGCCAUGCAGGAGCUGACGGAGCAUGCAGACUGUGUUCUACCUGUGGAAAACCAGUCAUUGGUUGACAUAGUGAAUAAGAUAAAACACAUGGCCCACACUGGAAAGCCUGGUUCUGUCAUCAAGAAGGACAGCACUGUCAUAUCUGGGCAAGGUGGGGUCAGCAAGUCUGAGAAGCCCUUUGAUGCCAUGAACAACAUCGUGGCAAACCUGCUGUUGAAUUUAACCAGCUCUGCCCGGUUUGAGGGCUCACUCAACAUGGACCUGAACGAGAUCACCAUGAAUCUGGUGCCCUUCCCCCGGCUGCACUACCUGGUGUCCAGCCUCACCCCGCUGUACACGCUGGCGGACGUCAGCAUCCCCACACGCAGGCUAGAUCAGAUGUUCACGGAUGCCUUCAGCAAGGACCACCAGCUAAUCCGGGCUGACCCCAAAAACAGCUUGUACCUGGCCUGUGCCCUCAUGGUCCGGGGCAACGUGCAGGUGUCGGACCUCCGCAGGAACAUUGAGAGGCUGAAGCCCUCUCUGCCCUUCAUCUCCUGGAACCAGGAGGGCUGGAAGACGGGGCUGUGCUCUGUACCUCCCGUGGGCCACUCUCACUCUCUGCUGGCCCUGGCUAACAACACGUGCGUGAAGCCCACCUUCAUCGACCUCAAAGACCGCUUCAUGAGGCUGUACAAGAAAAAGGCCCACCUCCACCACUACCUGCAUGUGGAGGGCAUGGAGCAGGGCUGCUUCACGGAGGCCUUGUCUUCCCUGUCCUCUCUCAUAGAGGAGUACAGCCAAUUAGACGCCACCAAGAAUCUGCUGGUGCCUGAUGCCCCCAGAAUGAACAUAGCCACAUGAAGGCCCUUUGCUCUCAAUCAAGCACACUACAUUCACUGUCAGUCUGUUAUCUAGUUAGUGUGUGUUAGUGUGUGUCUGUUUGUGUGUUCAUUUUUUACAUGAUUCAGUCUGAAGACCAGUUUUUACACUGUACUGUAGUUCAUGUUUAUUUACAAGUUAUAGAGCACUUUGUACACUUUAACAAUGAGAUGUGUUUUC